AGAACACACAAAACAUUUCUUGCGCUGAUUUAACGUCACUAUUUACAACUAUUUUUAAAUAAGUAGUGGUAUUGAUUGCAUUUCAUUUAUUUUUUUCUAAUUUGAGAAAGAAAACUGUUCAGUCACGGCUCAUUCCUAAAUUAGAGGUUACCUGCCUAGUCAUGGAUUCUUAUCAUGUGUUAGAAUUGGUUGGAGAAGGCUCUUUUGGUCGAGUUCAUAAAGGAAUGAAGAAGUUUUUAGGACAAGUGGUGGCUCUUAAAUUCAUGCCUAAAAUGGGGCGCUCGAAGAAAGAGCUGCAAAGUCUAAAAAAAGAAAUCGACAUCAUGACAAACCUUCAACAUCCAAACAUUGUGAAACUUUUCGACAGCUUUGAAACCGAAACAGAGGUGGUGGUUGUGACCGAAUAUGCUGAGGGUCAGUUGUUCCAGAUCAUUGAGGAUGAUGGCAGCUUACCAGAAAGUCAGGUUCAUGAGAUUGCCUGCCAACUGGUGUCAGCUCUGUAUUAUUUGCACUCUCGUCGGAUUCUUCACCGAGACAUGAAACCACAAAAUAUCCUCUUUGAUAAAAAUGGAGUGGUGAAACUGUGUGACUUUGGGUUUGCGAGGGCAAUGAGUGUGUCCACCAUGGUGCUGACCUCUAUCAAGGGAACACCCUUAUACAUGUCCCCUGAAUUAGUGGCAGAGAAGCCUUAUGAUCACACUGCUGAUCUCUGGUCACUUGGCUGCAUUCUGUAUGAGCUCCACACGGGGGCGCCUCCUUUCUACACUAACUCCAUCUUCCAUUUAGUGCAGCUCAUUGUGAAAGACCCCAUCAAGUGGCCAGACACUAUGAGCAACACAUGCACGAGUUUCCUAAAAGGUUUGUUGACCAAAGACCCUCAGAUGCGGCUGUCAUGGCCGGACCUCCUGCAUCAUCCUUUUGUUGCAGAUGGUGUUCAAGUGCUGCCAGAUACAGAUGUUUCCAGUCCUCUGACAGUCACCCCAGACCCUGACAUGCUGGCACUGAAACUUAAACAAAUAGCAGAAAAGACACCAGUAAAAUCUGGGGAGAGCAAAAUAGUGCGAAAGGUCAAAGAGCAGAGAAGCAAAAGUGACCCAAAGACAUCAGUCGGCAGUGCUAAAGAAUUGAAGGAUGGAGUGGAAAGUGGGAAAGCCAAUUCUAUAGUAACUUCAGUGGGCCUUAGGGACAAAUCCUUCACCCCAGUUUAUUCAACUUUGAAAGCUCCUCAAAUUUCAUAUCAAAAGAACCAUACAUCUGGUUCUUCAAAUAGAGGUCUAAUCAGCCAAGACUAUGAACGAGAGUUCCCUUCAGUAGAAGUUGGGCCACGACAAGAGAGAAGAUGUGACGUCACUAAAAAUGUGUCAAGUUUCACAACAGUCAAGAGUGAGGAAUUCUGGGAGAGGCUUGUUGAAGAAUCCGACCUAAGCAGACUAGAAAAAGAUCCGUUCAACUGCAGUAACAUUGUAGCUCUACUGAAAUCCAGUAUUUUGCUGUUUGAAAAACAGUUAAGUGGUGGUGUCUCCGAGGACGUGUGGCGCAUUCGCCAUCCGCUGAAAGUCCUGCAGAACCUGAUGCUGACCUCUGACCCAAAUGACAAUAUUAACCAACUAGGACUGCCACAUCUUAUCAUUAGCUUAGUUCACAACUCUGUUGGAAACUCCCAUUUCAUUCAGCAACCGGGGAGUCUACAAGCACUUGGGGAAAUGAUUGUUGUUCUACUCAUCUACUGGCAGAAGAACCAUGACUGGUUGAAAGAAGAAAACAGACCUGAAGAGUUCAUCAACCCCUUCUUAACAAUCCUUAACCAAGCAGACCUCAAUCCUUUAGCUCCUCUAGCUGGCUGCGUUUUAUCUCUCUUUACUCAAGACAAGGUUGCUGUCAAUAUUGAUAUGGACAGGCUCGGCUUCUUGCUGAAAGAACUUGUCUGUGGCUCUCAUCAGCAGGAGCUUUCUCUCCCGCCUGGAUGGGGACUCUGUGACGGCCUCCUAUCUUUACUUCUGCACACUCUCUCUGAGCAAAGCGAUGGUUCCUCAUGUUUGGAUCCACUCGUGAUUCAUCACGUUUGGGAAGAGAUCGGCACCUCAUUAGCAAAGACAAUGCCAGACAUGGACUUCUGCUCAACCAAUGGAUUGCAUGUUCUCAUGUCUGCCACAAUGUUGGUUCUCUGCAAGGAUCCAUAUUCAUAUAUUUCACUGUUUUGUGAGGGCAAAUCAACAUUUGUGUACACUCUUGGCUGGCUGUUGAGCACUGAAUGUCAUGCUUUAUUUGCUGAAGGCUGUUCAGGUACAUCAGAAGGAGUCUUAAGUCCUGAGCUCUUUAUAGAGUUGAGCUGCCACUUCCUGUGCCUUCCAUUCGCCCUCAACCUGAAUUCACACACCUGUUCCAGUGUACUGCAUGUGUACGACAGCUGUGAUGUUGUUAAAAGGCUCCUGCAGGUGAUUGAAACUCUUCCUCUCUCAUCAGUAGAGGUGCCACUCUCACUACUACGCCGCCUGUUGCUGUGCGAUCGUCAACGUUGUGUUUCCCGCCUCUGUAAAGCUUCCUGUGGGUUUUUCUCCACACCAGCCGUCACUACAUCGGGCCAGCAGACUCCGACCAGAACCGCCAGUUCUCUGCUUUGUGAUUUGCUGCUGCUGGACGAACUGGGGGACUCUGCGGUAGAGCUCCUGUCUCUGUUAUACCUCAUCACGUGUUUUUGUCCUGGUCAGCUGCACCUAGAACCUUCAGUGCUGCGCCGGGCACUGGCACACGCUUACGAUCCAAUCAGGGCUGGCACAUGUAAAGUUUUAGGAAAAGUGUUCCCGUUCAGGUCUCCCACACUGCCCAAUUUACAACCGAACAUUUUUAAAAGCAUGGUAGACCUUCUUGAGGAUGCUAGCGUGCAUGUGCGGCGUGCAGCUUGCUUGGCAGUUGGUAAAUGGUUGGGUUAUGUUGCAAUGGAAGCUGGGUUCAGCACCAGCAGGCACAGUGGAAAUGUAGGCAACACUAAAAAGUGGGUAAACGUAAAGGGCAAUGAUGCACACCAGGAUUCAAGCAGCGAAGCGGGAGUUGCCAUUGUGACAAAGAAUGAAUCAGAUGAUGGCGAGAUUAGAAAAUGGUUAGAAGAAGCAAGAAUGACAGGAGCCAGACUGGCAUCGCUGACCUCUGACACUGAUGCCCACACUCGUGUCCACGCUUGUGCAGCACUCGGAAACCUGGUGCAUGUUAAUGGUGCUGUACCCAAACUGAUGGAGGAGAAUGUGUGCAGGUUACUCCUGAGGGCCGCUUGCACUGACACCCACCAUGCAGUGAGAGAAGCUGCCACGGACACGCUAAGCUUGUACAGCCAGCAGGAUGCUAUAAGACAGGUCCUUAGACCUCUGGAUGCCAGAAAAAAAACGUCUCCAGGCUUCCCAGCAUCCAUCAAAGCAAAGUGACUCUUCCUUUCAGAUAAGAAUGACUCGAAAUAAUUAUAUUUAUUCAAAUGCGGUUUUUGUUUCUUCUUAAAAGUAAGCAUCUAUGUGUAAUAAUAAUAUAACUCAUUUUCCGUUUAGGAUUAUAUUACUAAUUAAGCGUCCUCCGAUUUCACAUGAACAUAUGAAUAAAUGUGAUCACAUUUUUAAAAAUGUCAUUAUUCUUUAUUAUUUACAAAAAGGCUCGCAACUGUUCCUCUUUUUUACAGCAUUUUAAUCAAACAUGAAAAGUUAAGUAUUGUAUGUUCGAUAAAUAUUAGUAAAAAAUUUGACCUGGCAUCAUUUUGACAAAACGCCAAGUUAGGUCCGCAAAAACGCAGAUUUUAGUCCACCCGGCCUUGUUACUUAUAUCCAGAAAAGUCCAAUUAAGAUUGUAUUUUUCAAUGGUCUUGCUGGUUUUCUUGAAAUGCACAACAUUCGUCUUUACUUUGUUGCAUUCUAAUUGUCUCAUAUUGUUACGUAAAGAGUGUAAAAAUAUCACAGACAACACCAUUUGAAAGCCACAC
Molecule: messenger RNA, 3958 nt
Organism: Nerophis lumbriciformis (worm pipefish)
Lineage: Eukaryota; Metazoa; Chordata; Actinopteri; Syngnathiformes; Syngnathidae
Gene: stk36
Product: serine/threonine kinase 36 (fused homolog, Drosophila)
Biological process (GO): protein phosphorylation; smoothened signaling pathway
Cellular component (GO): cytoplasm
Molecular function (GO): protein kinase activity; ATP binding
Source: RefSeq, a predicted model, not a curated record